GAGAGCAUAUGCUCCUCUUUCACAACCCUAGCUUCCUUUCCAUUUUUCAUUCGCCGACCCCCUCUGUUGCUUUCCUCUCGAAAAUCAUGAGUCCGGAUAGUGAAAUUGUGUAGUCAAUUGAGAUUGCUCUUCGAUAAUUGGGAACAUAAAGGAGGUUGGUUUGCUCAUGAAUCGAUAAUUGGAGGGUGGUUUAGAGUACAUCUUUGAGUUCUAGCCUCGAGAGCUUGUCGCGCCUUUUAGUGCUCGUUACUGUCAUUGAAUUUUUCAUAAUUGUAAAUGCUUAUCAUCGAUGUGAAGUUCAGAGGAUUGGUGGGAUGAAGAAGGCUUUAUGCAGCCGUCUAUGUACAGAGCUCGUCACUCACAGUCUAAUCGUAGUGGUUUUUUUCUUGGUGAUGCUAAAGUUGUUAUCCCCUUUUUUUGUGAGUGCUCUCAUAUAGCUUCGCAGAGUCAACGUUAAGAAAUUGUCUUUCUCGAUGGAAGGUACAACUUCUGGAACUAAAUCAGUAGUGAUUGACAACCACCAUCCUAUUGUGCCAACAAAAUCUCAACAGCAAAAAGAUUUGGUUAAGAGGACUCCUGAAAUCUCUGAUGAUCUGGGGAGAAAUGCAAGGGAAAUGGUUUCCUUGAGAGUUUUAGAGAGCUUAUUUGUCCAGAAAAACUCAUAUGCAAAUAGUGUCACUUCAGUUCCAGGUGACAAAAUUGAACUUGAUCCGUCAAGGGACUGCGAAGAUGUCCUUCGAUGUAUAUUGUUGGAGGUGUCGGCAUCAAAUCUAAAAACAGCUAUGCCAGAUAUGUUAAAGUGGGAUGUUCGGUCAUUCAUUAUGAAAAAGAGAUCUCUCUUGCCAAAGUGUCUUUUGCAACAACUCAAAGAUGCCAUUGUGAAAUCGACGAAUCCUUUUUCCACUUCCUUGAAAGAAAGCAGUGGAUUGGAGUUGGGGAACCACUCCAGAUACAGUGUUACUGCUGAUGCUGUUGAUUCUGAUGGCUUUAAGCAGGGACAUGAAAUAGGAAGUGUGGAUACCCGACGUGCUGCACCAACUGAGAACUUGGAUACUUUAACCCAGGGCGACAAGAAUGGCCUGCAAGAAAAUCAGCCUGGAAGCACUCUGCUGCCUGUUAAGAGGAGUUUUAAUGCCCCGACUGCUUAUGAAAUAGAAGUCAAUAAAACUAAAGCCAUACCAGAGAACAGUUCUGAUCCAUGUGCAAAGGCUGCCAAGAAGUUUAAGCAGGAUGUUGUUGUUCCCAUUCAGAACACUCUUCCUGAUUUGAUAUCGCCUCAACGAGAUGGAGUCCCAGCAGAAUCAUGUGGAGGAAGUCAAUCUGUUGUUCGAAAAGGAAACUCGGAAGAUGAAGCUCAUGGUACCCUCAAAGCAAAUGGAUGUCUGAAGGAUGGUAAAGCGGAGCAUGCUGCAUCAAGAAGUGUUUUAUGUGGCAUUGAUUCUAGUAUCAAGAAUCUCUUGCCUCAAAGAAUGAGUACAGACAAGAAGUUCCAAAAUAUUGGAAGUAGCAGCAAUUGUUGUGCUGAACAGGGAACAUCAAGUGGCUCAUCCCGGCGGGUGAUUCAGCAGGAUUCUCGCACUUGUGGCUCCAAAGGUUACCUGGAUUGUAAUCUUCCACAAGAUCUGCAAAAUGGCGAACCUUCUAAUGCAGACAAAGAGAAUAUCGAGCAAAAUCAUGAAUCUGAGUUCUCUGGUGAUACUGAUGAGUAUCACAAUGAGAGCACUGAUCUUGCUUCACAGAAAAAUGAUUUCUUGAACUUGCAAUGCUCUCAGGGUGAAGGUUCUUUGGCAACCGUUGAUUGUACAGAGCUUAAUCUUUGUGUGAAGUGUAAUGAAGGGGGGAACUUAAUUGUUUGUAGGUCUGAUACCUGUCCUUUAGUGGUUCAUGAAAGUUGCUUGGGUUCUGUACCCAACUUUGAUUACAAAGGAAGCUUCUAUUGCCCCUUUUGUGCAUAUUCUCGAGCCAUUUCUGAGUACCUGGAAGGUAAGAAGAAGGUCUCACUUGCUAGGAAAGAUUUGGCUGCAUUUAUUGGCUUGGGAGCUGGACAACGAUCAAAGAAGUCACGACCUAGGUCACAAGGAAUGAAGAAGCAUCAAUCUCGAGAGUAUACAAAUGUACAACUAUGCCGCAAUGAAAAGGGUAAGAAUUCAUUGAAUGUGGUCUCAGAAGCAGGAAGUGCUCCAGCUAACAGGAGUUCAGUCAGGCUUCAAGCCAUGCAAACUGGUGCACCUCAACCAGAGGCUUCUCUACUUAGCAAUGAGAAUCGGAGGAAUUCAUUGAAUGAGGUCACAGAAGCAGGAAGUGCUCCAGUCGACAGGAGUUCUGUUGGUGCUCAAGUCGUGCAAACCGGAGCACCUCAACCAGAGGCUUCUCUACCCCGCAAUGAAAAUGAGACGAAUUCAUUUAAUGAGGUCACAGAAGCAGGAAGUGCUCCAGCCGACAGGAGUUCUGUCAGAGCUCAAGUCAUGCAAACCGGUGGAUCUCAACCAGAGGCUUCUCUACCCUGCAAUGAAAAUGGGAGGAAUUCAUUGAAUGAGGUCACAGAAACAGGAAGUGCUCCAGCCGACAGGAGUUCUGUCGGAGCUCAAGUCAGGCAAACCGGUUCACCUCAACCAGAGGCUUCUCUACCUAAACAAUGCUUAGUAGCUGGUCAACAACCCAACAAAUCACCUCUUAGAUGUCAUAGAUCAAGACAGAAUCAGUCCAGAGAGGAAGAAGAAUUGUGUCAUGAUGAGAAUAGAAACAAGAAUUCUUCUGAGAAGGCUGAAGAAGCAGGAAGUCGUCCAGUCAAUAGAAAUUCAAUGCAUGCCGAAGUCUCGCAGAUCCAUCCACCUCAACCACACGUUCCUCAUGAACUUGUGUGCCAAGAAAGUUCUUCUAUAGAAGACAGUUCUGAAGAAGAAGAAGAUGAGAUAGGUUCCAAAUACCGUGUACAAUUUAGGAACCGAGAAAAGAAUUCCUGUCCCUGGAUUCCUCAACUGAGGAGGAAGAAGCUCCCAUGGACAAAAAUAGAGGAGGAAACGUUAAAGGAGGGAUUACUACGAUUCUCACAUUAUCGUGAUAGAUGGAAGAUGAUUUUGGAAUUUGGAGGUGAUGUUUUCCUGAAAGGUCGGACAUCCGGGGACCUCAAAGAUAAGUGGAGAAACAUUAGCAAAGCAAGCGAGAAAGCAACAUAAAGAUUUCUCUUUAAAAUGGACUCUAUAUCUGUGUAUAGUUGUCUAAUAUUGUUGGCUGCUUUUCUUGGAACGGCAUACUAUUGUGCAUAACACAGUUACUGUUCAUAUGUGGUUAAAGUUUCUCCGAUGGUCUAUUUUGUUAAGCUUGAGGUCUCUCGAGCCUUCUGUUGUACCCCCAAUGUCCCUGUUAGAAGUUUUUGGAAUGAAGUAAGGUGAAGAAGCCAAAAUUAGAAGUUUCCAUGUAGCUUGCAGAAAAUAGCAUUUUGUUAUAUAAACUUUUCUCUAGGUGAAGUCUAGAAAGGCUUAAAUCUUCCGCUUGUAAAUGUUCUGAAGAUGUAAUUACUACCUUGUUUAGCAAGUCUUACCAGUUUGUUUGAUCCUUUUAUGAUGUCAAUGAUAUGAAAUAGUUACUUUUUUGAAGUA
Messenger RNA from Solanum dulcamara, 3599 nucleotides. RefSeq lists its product as uncharacterized. The coding region runs from base 474 to 3176 and encodes 900 amino acids. The transcript has 7 exons. The record is from RefSeq and is a predicted model, not a curated record. NCBI's taxonomy places the organism in Eukaryota, Viridiplantae, Streptophyta, Magnoliopsida, Solanales, Solanaceae.